Lobosporangium transversale is the source of this 2118-nucleotide messenger RNA. RefSeq lists its product as hypothetical. The record is from RefSeq and is a predicted model, not a curated record. NCBI's taxonomy places the organism in Eukaryota, Fungi, Mortierellomycota, Mortierellomycetes, Mortierellales, Mortierellaceae. The coding region runs from base 166 to 2118 and encodes 650 amino acids. The transcript has a single exon.
UGCAUUCAUUCAUGUUUCUCAUCCUGUAAUUAUUUCACAUCGUCAUACUGCUUUCUCAACUAUCUGUUCUGUCUGCUGGGAAACCUGCUUGUUGUGUACAUACAUUCCACUCGCAGACAAGAGCAGAAUCCGACAACUCUACGGUUUGUCGACCAGCGUCCAUCCAUGUUCGCUCGCCAGGUCGACCCUCUCAUGCACUUUCGCUCGUCCCUUUCUGUUGCGGAGCAGCACCAUAGGAUCCAGCAAGAGAUGGUCGACCAACAUUCCGAUAGCACAUUCUUCUCUGUUGCUCAGCCUUCCCCUCAUAAUAUACAGAGCAUCAAUAGCAAUGUUAAUAUUAUUGAUAAUAACAUUCUCUGCACAUCUAAUUUUCUGCCCAGUGAUUUCAGUGGCAACGAUGGCAACAACGGAAACAAUUAUAGCAGAAAUUAUAUCAACAACAACACUUGCGACCUAAAUAAUAUAAAUACAAAUACAAGCAAAAAGAGUACAGGCACAGAUACAGCUACAUCAACCACGAAUGCAGAUAGUAACCCCUACAAGCGGAAACACACUUUCCAUUUUGAGCCCGAGUUUUUUGCUGCCUUGGACGAAACAACUAGUGAUGGUGAAAUUAUUGGUAAAAAGAACAACCCUAUGUCGACGACCUCGACAUCCCCACAAAGGACGGGCUUCUCUUGGAUGGCAAGGCCUCUGAAAAGAGCCAAGAGAUCCAAAUCCAAUUUGGCCUCGCUUAAUCCAAAUUUCAAUCCUGUCUAUGAGUAUGAGGCAUCACCGCAUCAGAUGAAUAAUGUAUCUUCCUCUCUGUCGGCAUCACAGUGUACAGUGCCUUCCUUUUCCACGAUCUCGGCCUUACGCCCCACCUCUGGCAACAAUAUUACCUGUUCAACAUCAACAUCAACCUUUGCAACAACAGCAAAAUCGCCAUCGUCAUCAAAAAUAGCAACAGCAAAAACGAACCCAUCAAUGAGGUAUCUAAACUUAAACGGGCCCAGUAUUAUUGAUUUGUCAUCCGGAGAAGAGCUGGUAGUGUUGCAUUUGGGAAACAAUGAGCUUAAGCGAAGAAGGGAUGAUUCGCUGUUGUCGUCUAGUACACGAACGGAGAAUUUCUUACUGAAGGCAUAUGAAUACAAGGAUGAUGGAACUUUGACGCCAAUUCCUGAUCUAGAUCAUCGCGAGCGGCCAUUCACACAACCUUCUCCAGCAAAGAAAGUGCGGUUGAGUAGAUCUAAUCAAAGAGGGCCCCAUUUGGAAUUCAUUGAAGAUUGUGAAGCAGUAUCGGUUGACGAUCAUCAAAGAGGGCUAACAGGCGAGGAAAAAUGGAGCCAAAAAUCAGUCGACAGAGACAAUGGCAGAGAUGGAAGCAAAGGCCGAGGCGGAUUCUAUCAAAGUACCGAGGGUGGUCGAUAUCAUCGACCCACAGUUUAUGGCGCCUUUUGGAACGGAACCGGAACUUCUGUACGCUUGAGAGGAUCAAGGAAUAUGAGGCGGGGGAGCCGCAAGGCUACGGUUGGUACCCGAUUUUGGGCUGAUUUUGACCAGGAAGGCUCGAGAAUCAAUAAAGGAGAUGAUGAGGCGAAAGAUGAACUCGAGAUACCGUUUGCAAAUGACAGUGAGGAUAAGGAUGAGAAUGAGGUACAGGAUAAAGAGAAAGCAAGAGUUGGAGGAGGUAAUUUGGUACGAUCCAAGAACGUUUGCAACUUGUUUUAUCUUGCGGAAGGAUUUGAAAAGCCUAGUCAGAGUCAUUGGAGAGACUUGGCACGUGCGCACUUUAUUCCUGAGAAUGAAGCUGAAGUUCAUGAAUUGGUACUCUAUCGGUCCCCAGAUCUUACGAAUGAUUCCAUCGAAGACAAUAUAUUAAACUACGAUGGGGUGUGGGAUGCGGACGAAUUUCAUCGACAGUACCAUCAUCAUACUUCUGCGUUCAUUGAGGAAUUAAAUGAAGACACAGGCAAUGGAGACGUGGCUGAGGUUGAUUAUGAUGGCGAUGACGAUGAUGAUGGCAUUGAUGAUGAUAAUGAUGGGGGUGUUAUACCCGACAACGAAGCAGGAAGUCCGCCUGAAAAUGCACAUUUAAUGGAUCUGGAGGAGAAGAUCAUGGACAUGGAUCUUAAUUAG